AUGUGGAGGGGGAGGGGAGUUGAUCAGGUAGAUGGUAUGAGAGGAGGAGGGAAGAAGGUUAGCGUUGGUGGUGAGAAUAGAGAAAGAGGAAGAGGGGAGGAGGAGGAGGAGAAGGAAGAGGUGUGGAAGGAAGAGGUGUUAAAGAGAAUGAUUAAGGAAGAGGUGUUAAAGAGAGGUGUCAAUAUAGUCUUUAUCACCUUGAUUCCUAAAAUCAGGGAUUGUACUAAGGUGAAAGAUUUUAGACCAAUUAGCCUUAUCAAUUGCCUCUUUAAAAUUUUCUCUAAAAUUUUGGCAAAUAGACUGUCUCAUCACAUGUCUUCUUUAGUGGCAUCUUCACAAUCUGCAUUCCAAGCUGGGAAAUCUACCCUUGAUUCUAUUCUUCAAGCUAAUGAAAUGAUUCAUGCUUGUUCAAGAAGAAAAAAGGAAGUUGCUAUGUUUAAGAUUGAUUUUGCUAAAGCUUUUGACUCUAUAGACUGGGUUUUUCUAAUUGAUCUGUUGAGAGCUAGGGGCUUUGGUAGUCGAUGGUGUUCGUGGAUUCUUCAUAUUAUUUCAUCAUCUUCUUGUGCAAUUCUUGUCAAUGGUUCUCCCACAAAGUUCUUUUCUUGCAAACGAGGCCUUAAGCAAGGUGAUCCUUUAUCUCCUAUGUUAUUCAAUAUUGCGGUUGAUGUUUUGUACAAAAUGAUUAUGAACAAUGCUGAAGAGGGUUUACUGUCAUCACUUGGUCUUAAGCACCCUCUCAAUCACUUGAGGAUACUUCAAUUUGCUGAUGAUACACUUCUCUUUGUCAAAAGCUCCUAUCAUGAUAUCUCCAUUUUGAAAACUAUUCUAUACAUCUUUGAGGACAUUUCUGGGCUAAGCAUCAACUACUCGAAAUCUUCUCUAGUAUACUUUGGAAAUAUUCAACACAAGGAUCAUGAUAUUGCUUAUGGAAAAACAGACUCAAAAUCCUUCAAAUUCUUAGCAAACUGGAAAAAAGUCUGUUUAAAUAAAGAAGAGGGAGGUCUGGGAGUCAAGGAUAUUGCUCUGUUUAACACUUCGCUUUUAUCCAAAUGGUUAUGGAAGUGCUUGGAUAGAAAUUCAACUUCUGGUAACUUUCUUCAUCAUCUUUAUGUUCAUAAUGGGACAAAAUUGCAGAAUUCUUCCUUCAAGUCAUCUAAUUCAUCAUUUUGGAAUGAUGUUUUAUCUAAGAAAGAUGCUUUUCUUCAUAACAUUAAAUGGAUAAUUGGUUCUGGAGAAGACAUAAGAUUUUGGGAAGAUAAAUGGGUCAAUUUCAACAGUUUAGCUAGUAUUUUUCCUGAAUCUUACAAGUUAGCUUUUUCUGCUAAUGCAUCCAUAAGAAGCCAAGGUUCAUAUAUUGAUAAUGAGUGGCAAUGGCACUUACUGAUGAGAAGGAGCAUUCUUCCCAAUGCUCAGGCAGAGAAAAUUGAUCUUUUGAAAACUGUCAGUGACUUUCUUGCUUCAAAUAAUUGUGAUCAACCUACAUGGUCUCUCACUUCUAAUAGACAAUUCUCAGUCAGGCACUGGGAGUGGAGUUGUAGCCCAGAGAAUCAAAGCGAAGCUGGAGGAAAACCCCAUCAGCAGAAGCAUAUGACAGAUUUUCGUAUGGGGACUGAGAAUGUCCACCCGGACAUCGGGAUCUCGAGCAAGGCGAUGGGGAUCAUGAACUCGUUCAUCAACGACAUCUUCGAGAAGCUGGCCCAGGAGGCCUCCCGCCUGGCCCGCUACAACAAGAAGCCCACCAUCACCUCCCGCGAGAUCCAGACCUCCGUCAGGCUCGUCCUCCCCGGGGAGCUCGCCAAGCACGCCGUCUCCGAGGGCACCAAGGCCGUCACCAAGUUCACCAGCUCCUGA
Molecule: messenger RNA, 1851 nt
Organism: Asparagus officinalis (garden asparagus)
Lineage: Eukaryota; Viridiplantae; Streptophyta; Magnoliopsida; Asparagales; Asparagaceae
Exons: 5
Coding region: 1-1851 (616 amino acids)
Cellular component (GO): nucleosome
Molecular function (GO): protein heterodimerization activity; DNA binding; structural constituent of chromatin
Source: RefSeq, a predicted model, not a curated record